AACAACACACACUCACACACACACACACACGCACGCAGACCCGAGCAUGCGGAUGUACGGACCAACCUACACAGACACAAAGUGCAAACUACUUCGACGACCAGAGUGGAAAGUGCUACAGGCUUGAACAUUCCACUGAUUCGUCAUGUAACCACCCCUCAUCCCUCCCGACAAAACCGAUUCUUGCUUUGUAUUCAGCAGCACGCGUGGGUAGAACUAUCACCAGCCUCGUUCUGAUUAUGGACAACAUUGACGACACCCGUUCUAAAUCUGAAGCCUCAACCCGUUCAUAUUAUAAUUAUAUUCUCUGACCACACCCGUACAACGGUCAAUAUUACUACGCAUAUCCUGGUUUGGGCAAAAGCCGACCAAGUCUUGCUGAAAGAAAGCAUUAUUAUUUUGUUCUCGACAAAAAAUUCUAUCAACUUGUCUGGGUUAAUAGACGAACAGGUAACACAGUAAACGAGCUCACAGAUAACGGUUUUGUCGGGAACCUUAUCUGAAAGUGAGGGGAGGGUGAGUGGGGAAAGCGAGACUUUACCUGUUGAUAAAGCAAAAUCAGUGAAAGGAAUACUGUGGUCCUGUUGGUGCUCACAGAACUAACGUGGUCUUCAAUAUCAAGUUAUUAUAUCUGCUUCCAACAGACCGUGGCUUCUGGACUGGCGACAGGGAGGAUCAAAGAAAGGAGCUGUACAGACUGCCUGGACUGCAACAACAACAGCAACUAGCGAACAUGACCCACCGACUGAAGCUCUCUGUGGUGGUAUUGACCUCCAUACUUGUAAUCAAUGUCCCAGUGUCAUCAACCAAUGAGAUUACUUCAUUAGAAGCAUCAGGACCUUCAGUCACCUUUACCCCAUCGUCAGUUGGUGAUGAAGUGAAGGCCUCCCAGUUGCCUCUACGCUGUCAACAAGCGACACAUCUGGUGAUGAAGCUAUCGUUCUUCAAUCCUGUCAUCGUCAUCAAGUUCUGUUGAGACACCACUCUUUUCAAUGACUCCAUCUUUAUCGAGUGACUUUGAUGUUGGGGAAACAACAUUUUCAAUGACUCCAUUUUUAAAAGUUAUUCUGUUGUUGUGGAGACUGGUAGUCCUGUUACCUCGCCAUCAAGCCAGUCUGAUGGUCAGGACACUUCUGUCUCUGGUAUCCUGCCAUCAGCAAGCUCUACUGAUGGCCCUGUCGCCAUAUUGUCCAAGCGCCAUAUUGCUUCUUAGCUCAUCAUCUGCAAGUGACACUGAUUACGACAGCACUACUACUACUACUACCACUACUGAUGUAACAUCGUCACCAAGUUCUACUUACGAUAGCACUACCACUACUACUACGAAUAUAGCACCAUCACCAAGCAGUUAUACUUACGACAACACCAACACUGCCUCUAUAACACCGUCACCAAGCAGUUCAGUUCACGACAGCACUACCACUACCACUACCGCUACCGACAUAGCACCAACACCAAGCGGUUCAGUUUACGACAGCACUACCACUACCACUACCACUACCGAUAUAACACCAUCACAAAGCAGUUCAGCCUAUGACAGCACUACCACUACUACUACCACUACUACUACCGAUAUAACACCGUCACCAAGCAGUUCUACUUACGACAGCACUACCACUACCACUACCGAUAUAAUACCAUCACAAAGCAGUUCAGCCUAUGACAGCACUACCACUACCACUGCCACUACCGAUAUAACACCGUCACCAAGCAGUUCUACUUACGACAGCACUACCACUACCACUACCGACAUAGCACCAACACCAACCAGUUCAGUUUACGACAGCACCACCCCUGCAGCUACAACACCGUCAUCAAGCAUGACUGCUGACAUGACCACCAGCGGCCCAGCUACUCCGUCAUCAAGCAGUCAGUCCACAGUGACGUCUGCAGUCACCUCCACGUCACCAAGCACGUCACCACCAUCAUACCAGUAUCCCACGCAGGCCCCUGACCUCGAGGGCGCUCUGUUCAUAUUUACAUUCAGUAUUGAAGGUAAUCCAGCAAAUUUCUCCCUAAUCUGGAUAACAAAUCUGAAAGAAAAGAUUGGCGAUAUUUUCAGGAAAAAUGUAGUCGGAUUUGACGAAGUACGAAUACAGGGCAACCUCUACGAGAGAAAACGGCGCCACGCACGAAGCUCAGAGGGAAUAAACAUCGAAGCAAAGUUUAAGGCCAAAGACCUUUACAAAGUCGACAAGAAUGUCCUCCAGGAGAAUCUCAAGACAGCCAUGCAGAACUCGGAAAACAUUUUCAAGAACUAUAGUUACAACCUCGAUAUCAACCAAGAACAGAUCGCAUCGUUCGCAGCCUUGACGAGUGACGUGUGCAACAGCCAGAAAACCAAGGGACUCUGUGGAGUGGAGUACACCUGUAGUGGAGGCGUUUGCCAGCAUCUGUGUGAAGACACGUACUGCGGGGGCCACGGCCAGUGCUACGUCCACGUCUUCGACAACAAAGUGUCCACCAAAUGCCAGUGCACAUCGCAGAACCCGUUCAACUACGAGGGCGUUGCUUGCGAGCGCGCCGUCAUGAAGGAGCAGUACGUGGCGGCCAUUGCCGUCAGCGUCUUUGGUGUCCUGCUGCUGGUGCUGGUCGUGGUGGUGGUCUGCCUGUGUCGACAGGUCAACCGCAAGUCCGUGCGAUCACCUCGCGACGAGCUGAUUCCUCUGGACCAGACAGAGUCGUGGUCCUACAAAAGCCUUCCCACAAAGCACAACCCAGUGUACUCUAACCACGGCUACGAGCCUCACUACAUGGCCUACAGAGAAAUAGACCCUGCAGUGUACGACUUCCGUGCGUUGCCUAGAGACAGGUCACGUGACAGUUAUGACGUCAGGCUGCGCGAGGCGGAUUUGUCGUCAUUUCCUCAUCUCAGCAGUGAAAGAAAGUUUUCGAUAAAGAGACCUCAGGUGUCUUCUGAGCCUGCCAAUUCCGAGUGAAUGGGCUACACACGAGACUGAGGGAAAAUCUGUGACAACCCACCGACCGUUACAUUUAUGAUUGUCGGCAGUCUUCAAACUGACAAGAAGUGGUUUAUAGCUGAUUGUAAAAAUUCUCAGUUAGGUAAUCCAACUGAAACAUCAAGAUUUGUCCUUCGAGCCGUCACAUAUCCAAGUUGACUUUCUCAAAAGGAGAAUUGUAAAUAAUAUUACAUCUAAGGUUAUGAAAUCAGAAAGUAAAAACAAUUAAACACGAAAGAUGAUCUAUGGCAUAUUGGUGAUAUAUGUAUAUAUAUAGUCCAGUUCGUGAACUCGCCGCCAUCCGUCCAACACAGCUUUUUGGCGAGAGGCGAGGGUGGCGAUAUAAAGAGGGUGUAUGAUCCACAACUAGGGAAAGGGUGGUUGUAAGUUUGAUGGAAAUUUAUUGUCACAAAGUGUGGAGAGAGGUGAGGUUUACGAGAUAACGAGUUGAGACUAUUUAAAAUAUGAAAUAAAGCAAUAAAGAUUUUAUUUUUGAA
Messenger RNA from Pomacea canaliculata, 3457 nucleotides. RefSeq names its product A-agglutinin anchorage subunit-like. NCBI's taxonomy places the organism in Eukaryota, Metazoa, Mollusca, Gastropoda, Architaenioglossa, Ampullariidae. Bases 993 to 2939 code for a protein of 648 amino acids. The transcript is spliced from 13 exons. The record is from RefSeq and is a predicted model, not a curated record.